Molecule: messenger RNA, 1734 nt
Organism: Entamoeba invadens IP1
Lineage: Eukaryota; Evosea; Mastigamoebida; Endamoebidae
Exons: 1
Coding region: 1-1734 (577 amino acids)
Source: RefSeq, a predicted model, not a curated record
AUGCAACAGAAGCAAAGCCCCACACACGAAAAACUCCAACACCAGUUUGUGGAAAUCCAAAAGAAAUACCAAACGGAUUUGGAGGUGUGGGUAAACAUGUGUCUGUCAGCCAUUGAACAAACAGAAACAUUCCCUCCAGUUGGUUCACAAACAUCAAAUGAAACUGAAGACAAAAAAACAAUUUUAGCACUGAGAGAAGAGCUCAAAAAACAAGCAGUGGAGAAGUUCAAUUUGGUUUCUGAGUUGCGAAAGAAAGAUGACAGAAUAUUGGGAUUUGAAAAUCUUGUAACACAAAAAGACACCGAACUGAGAAGACUGAAAGAACAACUUAAAUUAAAAGAUACAAAACAAAGCGAACCACCAAAGUAUGUUGAGUACUUUACUACAAAACAAAAAACAAUUUCAAGUGACUCAAAGGCAAAGACUGACGACUUUUUAAGAAAUCGACGAAAGGCACUUUGCGAUAGAACUUUGAGAGAAAAAGAGCAACUUUUUAGCGCAAAGAACAUUGCGACAAUUCAUCCAAAUAAAAGUGUGUUAUUUGAGGAGACUCUAUGGAAGAGUGAACGGCUCUGUUUAGUGGAAAGUUCGACCCCAAACAUAUACAAACGAAAAGUUCUCGAAAUCAUGUCGACAAGUCUUGAGGGGCAUGUUGUUGACAUAACCGACUUGGACGCUUCACAGCGCGAUAAACAAGAAUCAGAAAAGAAUAUAGAACAAUUGGUUGUAGUACCGCAUCACUAUUUUAGGAUGAAUAAGGCAAAGACUAUUUUGUAUGUCAUCUUUGCAAAGGAAGAACUUGCUGAUAAACCAAAAAUAGAAAUCAUUUUACCGGACGCCACGGUACUGCAAAUAGCAAAAGCAGAGCUUCUUCGAGAGAAUUACUUGAAAGUGCGCAACGUCUGGAGAAUGGCGUGUUAUGUUUUACUGAUUGAAAAAGACGAAAAACUGCGUGCGAUGGACUCGGGGUUUGAAAUACAGAAACUCAAAUUGUUUGAGAAAAUACGAAAAAUGGAAAAGGGGGAACAAAUGAAGCGACUCAAAUUGAUGAGUCGGUCGACGACAUGUUUACAUAAUAAAACGCCACGAACACAGGAAACGGUAUCGACGUCUGUUGAACUGUCAUUUGCAGCAUAUUUCUAUUCAGAUUUUUUGGUGUAUGUGCCCGAGUUGGAGAAUUACAUCAAAUUGCCUGAGACGUACAACAGUGUUGUCAAAUGCGAGAACUUGAUAGUGCAAUUUGACCACAAAAGGGAUUUGUUACUUGUUCGAGAGAACUGCUAUUUGUGUGUUUUUGAUAGCGAAAUAUUUGACGACAAAUUUGAGUUUCCUGCGUUUGGAGUGAAUUUAUUGAUUGACCCUCAAAUCAAAGAAGGAUACAAAUUUGUUGGGAAGUGCACGAUUGGAGAUAAGACCGUGUACGUCACAUUAAUGAAAAGUGUGACUGGAAGAACCCCAGAGAACUUCAAUCAGCAAAAAAUGCAAAAAUAUAUCGAACCUGAAAAUGCUAAUGUUAUUGACUUGAAAAUACCAAACGAGUAUCUAGACUUUGGAGUCUUCUAUCAUCAAGUCAAGAGUCGAAAGGAGAUGUUUGGCUCGGGCGGAGAGGUGGGGAGUCUCCCACUUGUUUUUCCAAUUCCCGUUCGAAGAGAUUUGCACUAUUUUGUGGCGUACCAAGUUGGAGAUGUUAAAGGAAAGGAAAAGUACAUUGUUUUCAAUGUCAUUGCAGGAUAG